AUGAUUCCUUAAGUAAUUACAAUUGAAAACAAUGAAUACUUGACUACAGAAUUACUUGGUCGAGGUGCUUAUGGAAUAGUUUUUAAAGGAAUACAUUAACAAACGGGAUAGGAAGUUGCAAUAAAAGUAUAAGAUAGCAUAAAUGAUUAUGAAUAUUAAAUGUUAACCAAAAUGAAAGGAAAAAAAUUUAAGAAUUUAAUAAAUACACUUCAUGUAGAGAAAAUAGAUAGUCAAUAUUAUGUAGUAAUGGAAUACUGUAAAUAAAGUUUAUAUGAACGAAUAUAAUAAAAAGGUACUAUAAAUGCAUAGGAUAUAAGAUUUAUUAUGAGAGAAAUAGCAAAUGGCAUAAAAGAAAUUCAUGUUUUGGGUUAUGCUCAUAGAGAUCUUAAGCCUGAAAAUAUAUUAAUAAGCUAAAUCACAAAUGAAGGUUAAAUAUAAGAAAGAUAUAAAAUUUGUGAUUUUGGAACUAUUAAAGAUGCUAAUGUGUUAACAACUUAAACUGUUGGCACUGCUUAUUAUCUUGCUCCAGAAUAAAUUAAUGGUUUAAAAGAUAAAUAUACCUCAGAAGUUGAUAUUUGGGCCUUUGGAGCAUUAAUUUAUGAAUUAUUGACUGGAGAACCAAUGUUUAAUGGUAUUUUAAUAAUUAAAUUUAGGAUAUUCCGAAAUAGCUGUCUGGGAUAAAAUUGCAAGAUUAAAUUAAAAUGAUAUUGAUUAAUUAAUUGAGAAAAAUUUGAAAAUAGAUCAAAAAUAUAGAACUCUUCUCAAAAAUAUGAUGCAAAUUGAUAUUAGAAAACGUCAUUCAAUUAAUUAAAUUAUAAAUGAUUUGAAUUCGAGAGGUGAUUCAGUAUUAAUAAACAAACCCAGACAUCUUGAAAAUCCAAAGCCCAAUAUUGUCCCUCAAUAAAACCUAAAAAUUGGUUUACCACUACCAUCAUAAUUUACAUAAUACCCUUAAAACAACUAUUAUCCAUCAAUCCGUGGAAAUAAUACUAAUUAAUAUUCUAACUCUUUCCUUUAAAACUAAAACAAUAGUGAAAGGGUAGAACUUGCUUCAUCACAAAGACAAAAUUUAAAAAAUUAAAAUCCAUAAUAAUAAUUAUAAUCUUAAGUAUAAACUAAUUAAAUAUUUAUUUCAAACUAAUUAUCUUAACCUAACCCUCAAAGUUGCAACAAUCAAAAAAUUGAAAAUUCUUAAUUACAAUAAUAGGUAUAACCCUAAUUAUAAACUAUCUAACCAUCUACUAAUCCUAAUUAAAACACAAUCUCUGACCCUAAAAAUUUUGUCAAGGAAGGAGGGAGACCUAUAGAAAAAACAAAUGUAAGAUAAAUGUAUCUCUCACCCUAAUUAUAAAAUAAUAAGCCUUAAGUUAAAAUGGAAUUUAAUAAUAGAGAAACUAAUACAAAGGCUCCUUAUGGUGGACUAAAUUAGAUAGCUUAAACCAUUACUUAAAUUCAAGAUCCAAGUGUUAAAACAGAAAUAAAUUAAAUAUAAAUUAAUCAGUAAAAUCUUAAUGGUAAUAUAGGUUUGAAAGUUUAAUAAAAUAAUUUCAAACAAAAUCCUAACACUUCAAAUUAACAAUCAAAUAUAGAUUCAAAUAAGAAUUAGUAAUAAUAAAUAGCUGCAUAAUAAUUUCAAUAAUAAAUCAAAAACAAUAAUAAUUUUCCAUAAUAAAAUUAACCUACAACUUUAACCAGAGUCACUAAUGCUGCAUAGUAAAGAGAAUAAAAAAAUUUGUUUUAAAACUAAAAAAAUUAGAAUUUAGUAAAUAUACAUCAACCUGCUUUAGUUUAAAAUUAAGGAUUAGCAUUUAAUCAAUAUCAAUAAUUAUUCAAUAAAUAUAAAAAAAAUAAUGAAUAGCAAAAAUGA
Molecule: messenger RNA, 1867 nt
Organism: Paramecium sonneborni
Lineage: Eukaryota; Ciliophora; Oligohymenophorea; Peniculida; Parameciidae
Source: the annotation of a GenBank genome assembly